Epinephelus moara (kelp grouper) is the source of this 1987-nucleotide messenger RNA. RefSeq names its product claudin 23-like (gene cldn23l). Gene Ontology annotation, cellular component: bicellular tight junction; plasma membrane. The record is from RefSeq and is a predicted model, not a curated record. The transcript is spliced from 3 exons. The coding region runs from base 468 to 1223 and encodes 251 amino acids. Gene Ontology annotation, molecular function: structural molecule activity. Gene Ontology annotation, biological process: cell adhesion; bicellular tight junction assembly. Lineage: Eukaryota; Metazoa; Chordata; Actinopteri; Perciformes; Serranidae.
AGGCAAGCAGACAGAAAAAAAAAGAAGGGGGACAGACACAAGGACAAACAGAGACAAUUAGGAGGCAGAGACGGAUGGGGACGCUGCUGAAGCAAGGAUGAAUGAGCAGGAAGAGAGCGCAGGAAUAAUGAAGAGGUGGUUGCACCAUCUGCUGCCCGGGAGAGAAACAUGUUAGCCUUUCAGACAAGAGCAGGGAGGCAGCCAGCGAUCUGCAGUGAGAUACCAACAACCCCUCCUGAAUGACAGACACAAUGGAGAGCCUGCAGCUAAAAGGGAGGAGACUUUCAAUGGAGAGAUCCACGCUGCUCUGAAGGGUCCCACAGUAAUUACAAGCAGCAGCAUCUUUGUUUUGCUCUCAGUGGAAAUCACUUUGAGGACAGGUACGGUGCAGCUGGUAUGUUUUAGUUUGACUAAUUACUUAAUCAUCUUGAGAGCUUUGGUAAAGAAUCAAGGUGGCGCCCCGUAUAAUGCACACUCCAGCCUCCAUGGUGAUGGGGAUUGUCUUCGCCCCUUUGGGACUGGUGCUCGUCUUCACUGCCGCCAUCACCCCUCAGUGGAGAGAAGGACAGGCAAGUCUGGGCAUGGCAGUGUCGGGGUCGCUCCUUCGGUCGGGAGUGAAAGGUCAGGGCACAGGGGUCAGGUCUGGGUCGGUGGAGUCGCUGCUCUUACUGCGCUCCGACGGACUUUGGGAGAGCUGCCUCCAGGUGGAGCACUCGGAGCUGAAGCAGUGCUGGCCCGUGGCAGGUCCUUAUCAGAGAGACCCGAGGGUUCGCCUGGCACAAGGUUUGAUCCUGACCUCGUUGUUCCUGUGCGGCACUGGCAUCGUUCUAGCGUGCAUCGGGGUGCGGUGUUGGACGGAUAUACCUCUGAGAGGUGUAGCAGCCACAGGUGGACUCCUGGUGAUGAUUGGCGGGCUGCUGAGCCUGACUGCCCUCGGGGUGUACACACACAACCUUGCAAGACUGGGGUUGGCAGAUCCGAGUCAGGGGAUCAAUAACCCCAGGUUCCCUCAGCUGACCCUGCGUGCAGCCGGCUCGCUCUACUUUGGGUGGCUGGGAUCAUGUUUACAGGUGCUGGGAGGAGGUGCUCUGCUGUUGAGCUUCAAACGACCAAGAUACCCGACGUGCCCUUCCUGCCCUCAUCUGCCUGUCUGCCCUGCAUAUCCUUCAUGCCCAGAGAUCACCAACAAGCCAGACACUGAUGUGUAUGAAGUCAGCUGUUAGAAUGUGACACUUAAAAUCCUUAAAGGAACAGUUCAACCCAAAAUCUUCAAUAUAUUUUCUCUUACCUGUAGUGCCAUUUAUCAGUCUAGAUUGUUUUAGUGUGAGUUGCUAAGUGUUGGAGAUAUCAGCCGUAGAGAUAUCUGCCUUCUCUCCAAUAUAAUUAAAAUCAAUUUCACUUGGUUUGUAGUGCUCAAAGGACCAAAAAAAAAAUUAGGGCUGUCAAGAUUAACGCGUUAUUAACGAGUUUUAUGACAUGCGAUUAAUACAUGUACGCUCUGUAAUUAUGACCCUCGGGCCACCCUGUAGUUUGGGAAAUCAGGAAGUGAUGCAGCAGUAACGUUGUGGAUGGCAAGCAGAAACAAACCUCCGUGAGCAGAUAUGGAUAAAGAGGUUUUUUUUAAAUGGCAAGUUCAGCUUCAAAGCUUCAAAUGGUUCUUUCAGCAAGACCAAAGUUAUUUGCAUGUACAGUCGAUACGAACUAAGUUACUGCAGGAGUACAUUGAGGUGCUUAAAGAAAACAGGCAAUGUUUAGUUAAGCUCUACAAGUGUUAAGUCGGACACUACAUUGUGUUAGUAUUACUAUGAAAUGUUACAUUCAGGUCAGUACAUCCAUCUGUUGUUGCGUGUUGGGCUUGAGUUUGCCAUGGUGGCCCGGUCUCACUCCAAAGUCGUCGAAAUCCGGCGCUUGAGCAGUGACUUGCAGCAUCAGACACGGACUCAAAAACCUGUCCUUUAGCAUCCUUUGCAUCAGAAACCAACGAAAA